AAGUGGAAUAGUGGAAAGUGGAAGUGGUAGUGGAGUGGUGUCGUUGUUUGUUGUGGUGUGUUAAAGAGUUUUAAUUAUUAUAAAUUAUCCUUCUCGCAUUAUACUAGUUAGUUAUUUCAAGUAAAUAAUACUUUCCCGUCAAUUAGGGCUAUUAAAUGAUUGACUCUAAAGUAUCACGGGAUUGCUCUAAAGUACCUCAAAAGUAGAAAAACAGUUGCAACUUCACUGCACAAGAGUGAUAACAAAUCACCAUCAAAAUGCAUAGAAGUAUAGGUAAACGCAUCCGAAUGGAUGAACCGCCUCCUCCAGAAUAUGACACUAGCAAUCCAAUGACUCCGAUGGACGGAAGCAUGGCGGACUCCCAGGAGCCUUACACCCCUUACACACCUUACAGCAAUCAGUCUACACCGAUGCAUGGAGGUGUCGAUGUGUAUGGUAAUAAUCAGCAGUAUGAGCCUCAGAACAACUACGAGCAGCAACAGCAACAUCUGUAUGAGCAACAACAGCAGUAUGAGGCUCAACAGCAGCAACAACAGUAUGAGGCUCAAUUGCAACAACAACAGCAACAACAACAACAGGAGAUGGAACAAGAGAGCCCUCUCAGUCACCAGGCACAGGAUCAGACCAUGCAGGAUGUGGACAACUCCGGAUAUGAUGCUCCAGCACAAUAUGAGCAGCCAUUGACCCCACUGAACCUGCGUGGGGGACGGAUCACCAGGGCUCGGUUGAGAAAUGCAAACCAACAGAAUAAUCCACCACCACCUCCUGCUACACCUGCUAGGAAGGUAGCCACUGAAGAGAGGACUACUACGAGACGAAAGGGAGUCAAGCGGUCAUAUGCAGAAACAAUCAAUGAUGAGGACUCGAGUCUGUAUAUAAUUGUCCGCAACGGCCGUGUCACAUUGCCUAGAGCCAGCCCGACGAGAAAACGCGUUCCAGUACGACCGACGCACACACAUCCGCGAAACCGGGCCACCGCCAGCGACCACCCGCCCCGGCCCAACGACGACCGCUGUUCAUCAACACCAGCGGUCUGUGAUUUGGGCAAACCGUCCAGCAGUCACCGCCGGGCCCAACAAUAG
Homalodisca vitripennis (glassy-winged sharpshooter) is the source of this 1082-nucleotide messenger RNA. RefSeq names its product neurogenic protein mastermind-like. The coding region runs from base 258 to 1082 and encodes 274 amino acids. Lineage: Eukaryota; Metazoa; Arthropoda; Insecta; Hemiptera; Cicadellidae. The transcript has 5 exons. The record is from RefSeq and is a predicted model, not a curated record.